This is a messenger RNA of Acanthosepion pharaonis, 2856 nucleotides long. NCBI's taxonomy places the organism in Eukaryota, Metazoa, Mollusca, Cephalopoda, Sepiida, Sepiidae. The record is from the annotation of a GenBank genome assembly.
AUGGAAUCUGUUGGCGAAUAUGAAUAUAGCAAGAAAGAUCUCAUCGGACAUGGAGCUUUUGCAGUCGUCUUCAAAGGCAGAAAUAAAAAGCGCCCAGGUACAACUGUAGCCAUUAAAAGCAUUACUAAAAAGAAUUUGGGGAAGUCACAGAGCCUCUUAAGCAAAGAAAUAAAAAUUCUCAAGGAACUGUCAGACUUACAUCAUGAAAAUGUUGUGGCUUUGUUGGAUUGCAAGGAAACAACAAAUAAUGUUUACCUUGUCAUGGAAUACUGCAAUGGGGGCGACUUAGCUGACUAUCUGCAGGAUUUUUGCCAAAGUUCUUUUUAUUCACUUUUCUGCUCCAAUUCAGUUGUAAUUUUCUGUGCUUAUCUAGUUCAUUUGUCAACUUAUUUAGUCAUAGUUUUCUUUCUUUGGUUAGCAUUAAUUGCUGGAGCCAUGAAAGCAUUGAAUGCCAAAGGUAUAGUCCAUCGUGACUUAAAGCCUCAGAACAUUUUGCUGUGUCAGGGUUCCAAGCCAAAUCCACAGCCUUCAGAAAUGAAACUUAAAAUAGCUGAUUUUGGUUUUGCUAGAUUUCUCCAAGAUGGGGUAAUGGCAGCCACCCUGUGUGGGUCCCCUAUGUAUAUGGCUCCUGAGGUGAUAAUGUCUCUUCAAUAUGAUGCCAAGGCUGACUUGUGGAGUAUUGGUACCAUAGUGUUCCAGUGUUUGACUGGCAAGGCACCCUUCCAAGCACAAACUCCACAACAGCUGAAGCAGUUUUAUGAGAAACACAGUGAAUUAAAGCCUUCUAUUCCAAGUGGGACAUCACCCGAACUUAGGGAUUUAUUGUUGAAAUUGUUAAAAAGAAGUGCCCGAGACCGUAUCAAUUUUGAGGACUUCUUCAAUCAUUUAUUUCUAAAACCUCAGGUUCCUCAAUUAUCUUCUUCACCUGUUGGUGUCACUUGUCAGACAGAACGGUUCAGCCGAGAAAGCCCCCCUCUGCAUACUGUUCCCUCUGUCACUUGCUUGUCUUCGAGUCCCCAGCAGCCACGACCCCCUUCUCUCCCCCCAGCUCCAGCCCCACCUGUUGCCUCCCCAGAAGAUACAGAAUUUUCCAAAGGAAGCCACGAAGAACCUGUAGAAGCUGUUACUAGAAGUACUAGUCCAAUUGAGGGUUUCGUUAUGGUGGAAGCUGGUUUUCAAGAUGACCAGUAUGAUGAAAAGAAUGAAAAAGAAAUUAAUGAUUUUGAAAGUGAGGAAGAAGUAUACCUAAGAAAUGUGAAUGCCCACCCUUCGAGUGGAGCUGUAACCUUCAAGAAGGAUUGCCAGACAAGUCCAACACGACCCACUUCUUUGCAAGUUCAGACUCCUAAUACUUCUCCUUCAUCAGAACCAAUUCCUGUUCCCACACAAACAGAGGCAUAUCAAAUCAUGUCCAAUUCUCCAUCAACUCCUUCACCGAGUCGAAGCAAAGAAUCGGCAUCAGACAAAGAUGAAGGAAGUCAGAUGCUGAAGCGGAAUAGUUCAGAGUCUAGGCUGAGCAGUGGGCCCGAUAUUGGCUCUCUGUCACCACCUUCUGUUACUUUUACAAUAGGCGGUUCUCCUGGAACACAGUGGAGACGUGGAAGCACCAGCAAUACACCCCCACCCCCACAUCGGACACAUACUGGCACGCCACCCAAUAUGGUUGCUUCACCUCUACGUAGGUCAGGACACAGCCCAGCAUCUGUAUCACCCCAGCAAGGACACACUUUACCAACUGGACCAUCUUCCUUACCCACAAUAUUAGGUUCGCCUGCUGGUUACCAUGAGCGUCGCGAUAACUACCCACACCAUGUAGGAAGUGUACCUUACGGCUUGUACCGUCAGAAGACCUUACCAGAUAAUAUGACUGCUUAUGCAUACAAUGCAUCCCCUCCCGGCAGUUGUCCUGAAUGUGGUCAUGGUCCUCCAGAUAUUCCACCCCGACAUGGAAGCCAAGCAGGGGCUAGAGACAGUUUAAUGUCUCAACAGUUAAGGAGUCCCUAUGGCUCUCCUCGACAAUAUUAUGGUUAUCCUCCUGCUAUAAUGCCUUGGCAAACGAAAGAUCGUUAUGUUUAUGGCAAUGAAGAAUACUUUUUGAGGCAUGGUGGGCAUUAUUAUCAUGAAGCAUCACCACCGAAUUCUCUGAUGUAUGCUGCUUCACCACCCAGCAUUGAUACCACGAUGCCAUUUGUAGCUCCAGAAUUAGCUGAAGAUACUCUGAUGGAUGAACCACAUAAGGAAAUCCUAGGCAAACUGAGCUUUGUGAAUGAUUUGGUUGAUUGCAUAAUGCAAAUAGCAAGGUCACAUGGGACACCUUUCAGCAUUGUCUCCCCUGGCAUCGCUCAGACUGAUGAAAAAAGUCAAAGAAUGAUAGAAACUCAGAAGCGACUGAACCAAUUGCUGUUGUAUGUACGAUGCCUGCAGCUUUUAACUUCAGCCUUACAAUUGGCAAAGGAAGAAAUAAAUCAAUCUCGCUUGCACCCUUUGACUUCUCUUAAAAACAUUGUACAAAAAAUGAAUGCUCGUUAUCAUAAGUGUUUGGACUUGUGCAAGAAAAUUCAGCGUUAUGGGCCUCUGCAAUAUGCUAAUGGACAAAUUGCACAGAUGUUGGUUGCUCCGGUUGACAAACUAAUCUAUUUGCAUGCAUUAGAUUUGUUCCGGACAGGAUUGCUUGAUGAAAUCCUCAUGAAAAUGAAUGAAUGCUAUUAUCAUUAUAGCACAGCCCACAUCUUGCUGCACAGUUUAGCUAAUCAAGCCAAGGAUACAACAGAUAAAUCUGUUCUCAAUAAAUAUAAACACAAAGUGGUGACCCGCCUCUUAAAUUUGCAAUCGUACGAUCCAAUCAAAAUAAGCUGA